UGUAUCAGGGACGCCCGCCAGUAGGGGGCGGGGUGAGGAACCAGUUGGGAAGAAUAUGUUCCUGAACGAGCCACUCGCCGUUGUGUGCCAAGUUUGCAAGGAUACGACCGUUGCUAGAGGGGGGGAAAGGCCACCGUGAUCAGCGUAUUGAGAUUACCGCCAGUACACACGGCGAAUACAAAUGAAAGAGAGUCGCGCGGGGAGUUACUCUGCAGCCUGCAAUCCUCACUAUUCGCCUUCCAUCGCCUUACCAUCAGUCGUUCAACUCUCCACCCGCGCAAGAUGAAGGUCCAAUCGAUUCUCCCAUUCGCCGCGGUGUUUGGCGCCGUUCUUGCCGCACCAGCACUAGUCGCUCAGGAAGAGGGAGUCAGCUUCCCGGUCACAGAUGUCAUUGACACCGGUCUCACCAUCAGCGAGUACGCUGAGACACUCGAAGCUGGUAAGGUACCUGAGAAGGUCGACACUGCAACAAGACUGUCCAAGCGCCAAUACACCGGCGAUACCUACAACCAGCUCACCGAUGGUACCGCCUGCCGCGCUGUCACCGUCAUCUAUGCUCGCGGUACUACUCAAGAUGGCAAUGUCGGGUCUGCUGACAGUGAGGGCCCAACAUUCUUCAACGCCCUAGCCAGCCGUCUGGGUGGAACCAGCCAGCUCGCGAUCCAGGGCGUCACCUACUCCGCGAGCAUCCUUGGCUUCCUCGCUGGAGGUGAUGCUGCAGGCGGAACCACCAUGUUCAACUUGAUCAACCAGGCUAUCACCAAGUGCCCGUCCACGAAGAUCGUGAUUUCUGGGUACAGCCAGGGUGCUCAGCUCGUACACACUGCCACUCAAAGGCUUACAGCUGAGGCUGCUGCUAAGGUUAGCGCCGUUGUUACAUUCGGCGAUGCAGACCGCGAUGAGUCGUUCGGCAGCGUCGCUAGCUCCAAGGUUCUUAUCAUCUGCCAUGAGGGUGACAAUAUCUGCGAUAACGGCAUCAUCAUCACCCCUGAGCACAGGAACUAUGAGAUCGAUGCUCCUGCUGCUGCUGCUUUCGUGGCGGGCAAGGUUUGAGGGGUCACGAAUAUAGUCAAAUGCGCUAGGGAGAGAAUGUUUUAACUUCCUGAUUGGAAGAUAGCUCAAAUAAUCCGCUGAACAAUACGAAGCAUCUAUUGAAGACAGUGGUGCAAUGUCAUCACAAUUCUAGAGGUUCAAGUCCAUUAGCCAUCUCUUCCCGUCACCAAUUAUAUCAGCAUUGACAAGUAGGGUCUCAACUCCCUCGCCAGUCC
This is a messenger RNA of Didymella exigua CBS 183.55, 1268 nucleotides long. Its product is annotated as carbohydrate esterase family 5 protein. Bases 283 to 1053 code for a protein of 256 amino acids. The transcript is spliced from 3 exons. Gene Ontology annotation, molecular function: cutinase activity. Gene Ontology annotation, biological process: carbohydrate catabolic process. The record is from RefSeq and is a predicted model, not a curated record. Lineage: Eukaryota; Fungi; Ascomycota; Dothideomycetes; Pleosporales; Didymellaceae. Gene Ontology annotation, cellular component: extracellular region.